Molecule: messenger RNA, 3906 nt
Organism: Branchiostoma floridae (Florida lancelet)
Lineage: Eukaryota; Metazoa; Chordata; Leptocardii; Amphioxiformes; Branchiostomatidae
Exons: 2
Coding region: 137-2677 (846 amino acids)
Molecular function (GO): zinc ion binding; protein binding
Source: RefSeq, a predicted model, not a curated record
CCAAACUCCUCUCCGGGUGUAAUUUUGGCGGGAAAAGUCCAUAUUUGGCAAGAUCUUGGCAAGUUUGGAGGAAGCGACUAGACUGGCGGUCGAGGUCAAGUAUCGCCAACAGGAAGACGAAGAGCAAGGAGUCAUCAUGACAGAAGAGACCAUACUCAGCAAGAUUUCAGGCGACUUUCUGGAGUGCACCAUCUGCCUGGAGCCGUUUAAGGGUCCGAAGGUCCUUCCGUGUCUCCACACCUUCUGUGAGGUUUGUCUGGAGAAGUUUGUCGCACAGCAAGAUGCAGUGAAGGACAAGUUUCCAUGUCCAACUUGUCGGACGGACACCUUACUUCCCAAAGGUGGAGUUGCAGGGCUCAAAAACAACUUCUUCGUCCAGAGCUUGAGUGACACAGUUAAGACUCACCAGAGUUUAGUUGGCAAGGAAGAUGAUAAAGUACAAUGUAAUGUCUGUGAAGAAGAAGUGGCUAGCCAUGGCUGUGUCCCUUGUGAAGAGUUCUUGUGUGAUGAGUGUGCCUGUGCCCACCACCGUGCCAAACGUACACGCAGCCAUGAAGUCAUCGGCGCAGCGGAGCUGAAAGAGCAGCUCAUUGCCAAGACAGGAUUGCUCAAGUCGAGAUCAUUGCCCAUGUGUCCAAAACAUCAGGAUGAGAAGCUGAAGUUCUACUGUAAGGCGUGCCAGCACCCCGUCUGUCGAGAUUGCAUGGCACUACAGCACAAGGACCACAGCUACGGCUACCUGGCAGAUGAUGCGGCUGACAUCCGGACGACGAUAAAAGGCAAACUGGCAGCUGUCAAGCCGAAAAUAGCAGAAUAUCAAGACAAGGCAAGCGCUGUAGCCAAGAAGAAAGCUGAAGUGGACAAUAGAAGUAAGAAAGCUGAAGACGACAUUGAUGCAGCUGCAAAUGAGGAGAUUGAGUAUUUGACUGGCCUUGUGAGACAGAAGCAGACUGAACUGAAGGAAAAGCUAGCCUCCAUCACAGCAGCCCGCUCCAAGCAGCUCUCUGCUUCUGAAGACAGCGUUGAGAGCACCUUGGGAUGUCUGUCCAGCACAGUGGACUUUGCACAGAAGGUUGCAGAACAUGGCAGCGACUUUGACGUCAUGAACGUGCACGCUGAUGUCGCAGCAAGGCUGGACUCACUCCUGAAAGCUCCAACCCCGGUCAUUCCUGACAGCAUCAGUUAUGUCUUAUUUGAUCCCAAGACAGAAAGGAACAGAAAAAGAGUUGUCCUUGGCAACAUCGUCGAUAAAGAAAUGCUGACGGAGAAGACAGAGGAAGAGGAUGAGUCACGGCCUGAGGCGACCUUUCGUUUCACCGUGGAGAACUUCAGCAAGCUUGAGAAGGAGAAGCUCAGUCCUGCUGUCUUCAUCCGCAACUUACCGUGGAGAAUAUGUGUUAAGCCUUGGUCUGAUUCCAGCAAAAAGAGCCUUGCUGUCUUCCUGAAGUGCGAUGCUGACUCCAAAAGCUUGUGGUCCUGCCGUGCAUCGGGCGAGCUGCGGUUGAUAUCUCAGAAGAAUGGUGUUCAAACGUUCACAGAGAACGUUGAUCAGGUUUUCUACAACAAGGGCAAAAGCUGGGGGCACAGGCAAUUCAUCCCGUGGCAUGAAGUAUGUGAUCCGCAGAAGGGAUACAUAAAGGAUGACAAGAUUGUGCUGGAGGCUUACGUAAAGGCAGGCGUUCCUUGUGGGGAAAAGGAAAUUGUUCUUGACAAAUUGGACUUGUCUGAUACAGGUGAAGAUUUGAAGGAAGAGGAGGUGGCAGAAGAAGAAGAGUCACAAUCCGAGGCAACCUUUCGUUUCACAGUGGAGAAUUUCAGCAAGGUUGAGGGGAAGAAGAUCAGUCAGACAGUCUUCAUUCGCAACCUGCCGUGGAAGAUAUUUGCCAAGCCUCACUACAUCCCCAACACCAACAAUAAGACACUUGGCGUCUUCCUGCAGUGUGAUGCUAGCUCCAACAGCCUUUGGUCCUGUCACGCAACAGCUGAGCUACGGCUGAUACCACAGAAGAAAGUGGUACAGACGCUUAGAAAGAAGUUAGAACGCGUCUUCUACAGCAAUGCGAAUAACCGGGGGUUCCCUGAAUUCGCAAUGUGGGAAAAGGUGUGUGACCCGUGGAUGGGAUACAUCAAGAAUGACAAGAUUGUGCUGGAGGCUUGGGUGAAGGUAGAUGCUCCUCGUGGUAUCAAGGAGAUCACUCUUGGCAACAUAUUUGAGGAAGGAAUGCAGGAGGAGCUGGAGGGAGAAGACAAGUCACGAUCUGAGGCAACAUUCCGUUUCAUGGUGGAGAACGUCAGCAAGGUCAAGGAAAGGCAGUACAGUCAUCCGUGCUUCAUCCGCAACUUGCCGUGGAAAAUGUAUGUGGCACGUCGCGACAUCCCAGAUGCCCAGCUGCCAAACAACACGAGCCUUGCUGUUUUCCUGCAGUGUGAUGCCGAAUCCAACAGCACGUGGACAUGUUUGGCCUCAGCCGAGCUGCGACUCAUACCGCAGAAGAAAGGUGUAGGAAUGUUUAAGAUGAAGUUGCGAAAGCACGUCUUCCACGAGGGAGAAAGCUGGGGGUUCCGAGAAUUCAUGCCAUGGCAUGACGUGUGUGAUCCAAAUAAGGGAUACAUCAAGGAUGACAAGAUCGUGCUGGAGGCUUACGUGAAGGCAGACACUCCUCGCAUUGUAGCCUGAGACUCAAAGAAUUAAGCUAACCAUUGUGAUAGCAGUCUAUCCACAGCACCCUCUGUGUGUAAGACUGGACAAACAUUCCUGACUAUAAGCUGUUUCACAGUUUAAACUGUGCAUGCACAGUGUGAUAUAGUGUGGGUAAUACAUCCAAGUUGAUGGUCCAUAAGACAUAAAGCACAUCUAAACAUAUAUUAAGCAUGGUCUAGAGGAGAACUGUUUACCAACUAGGUGCCUUCACCUUUGACCUUAUUCAUUUGCAGUUCAAAUUGUGAGCUGGCUUAAAACUUUGGAAGUGGAUAUGACCAUUUCCAGGAGAUGAGGGAUCAGCAGUUUUUGCUGAAAAGUAGAUUUAUGUAUUUUGUUGAUUUUUAGUAAAAAGAAACAAAGCAUAAACAUAUACUUUCAAAAGAAAUAGAAAGUAUCUAACUAAACAAUUAUCAGGAUCUCGAUAUUUAGGAGCUGUUUUUAAAUGCUUAUGUGAAGGUAAUGCAGAAUGGUAUGUUGUUUUUGCAUAUAACUUCUUUAAACAUUCCCAAAUUCUACAAAUACACUAGCAGCUGUUUUCCUUCAGUUUUUACAAAAGUGUUUCGAACAAACAUACUCUUACAGUUUGCCUUAUGUGGCUGGAGAAGAUCUCUACUAUUCAAGUAUCCUGUCCUUUAUUAGCAUAUAUUAACUUAUUGUCUUCAAUAACAUUGUUACUGAGUCUUUAUGAUGGAUGUUAUUACUGCUAUCUGUAAAACAUUGUUGACCUUUAGGAGAAAUCUAUUCAGGUGAAUAGAGUUUUGUUACUUUGGAGUAGUUGUCAGUUGCGCUAGAUUUUGGUAUUGUUUUCUAGUACUGAAAUGCAACUUGCUAAAAAUGAAGGAAGCACUACAGUUGCCCAAAUGACUGACGUAGAUUUAGGACAGUUAACUUUAUUGUGUAACAGACUAACACUUAUUCUUAUGUUCUCGCAUUUCUCUAACAUUUGUAUUGUUGGUAUUUAAGAGCCAUGUAAGAGCGUACUUUCUUCCAAAGUUGUGUAUAACCUCAUCAUCAGUUACUCAAGUUGCAAACAAGUUCAGUCAGCAGAUUGGCCAGUGAAAAGAUGCUUCACAAGUGAGUGCCAUUCAUAGUAGUUUAUUCAAAGCACAUCACGCCUUUUAUUACAAUAACAUUGUAUAGAAAAAAAGCAGUCUUUGGCGAUAUCAAGGAAUGUAACACUAUAUACAAGACAACAUGAAAUGUAU